Engraulis encrasicolus (European anchovy) is the source of this 751-nucleotide messenger RNA. It is a transcript of the gene mrpl32, whose product is annotated as mitochondrial ribosomal protein L32. Gene Ontology annotation, cellular component: mitochondrial large ribosomal subunit. Gene Ontology annotation, biological process: translation. Gene Ontology annotation, molecular function: structural constituent of ribosome. The transcript has 4 exons. NCBI's taxonomy places the organism in Eukaryota, Metazoa, Chordata, Actinopteri, Clupeiformes, Engraulidae. The record is from RefSeq and is a predicted model, not a curated record. The coding region runs from base 118 to 639 and encodes 173 amino acids.
CGACAGCGUCGACGUUCCAAGUGUCAUCGUUUAGGUAAUUGGAUUGCAAGACGGCACAAGCAGAAAUAGCUCAAUAAAAUCAGCCUAGCGCACAGGUGCAUUUAUCUUACCGAAACAAUGAGUUUUGUAAGUGUUGUAAACUUUCUGAGACAAUCAUUGCAUCGAGCAGAGUCCAUCCUGUUUGACAUCGCUGGUCUGGAAAGAAACCUUGUGCCAGCUUUGGCAGUCCAUGGUCCAAGUGUGUUACCCCGUCCUGAACAUGAUGGAAGUUCAACGCCCAGUUUUCUGGACAGCAUAUUUUGGAUGGCCGCUCCGAAAAAGAGACGAACAAUUGAAGUCAACCGAACAAGAAGAAGAGAUCCUAGCAAACUAAUGAAAGUCCAGACAAACAUUGAGCCGUGCCUGGAGUGUGGCCAUCUGAAGCAGAAGCACACCUUGUGUGGGUACUGCUACGCCAAGGUGCGCAGGGAGACGGGCGAGAUCCGCAAGGUCAUCUACGCCAUGGAGGGCAAGCCCCUGAACACGCCCGCCACGGAGACCGUUGUGCUGUACGAGGGUGAGGCGGCCAGGGAUGUCGACCAGGACAAGAGGAUAGUGGAGCGGCCCAGAAAACGCCCGUCGUGGUUCAACCUCAGCUAAGCACAGGUGGACUGUUGUGGGUUUUUUUUUUCUUCUUAUUUGUCUGACUGUGAGGUCGCUGUGUUGUGUGCAUUUACAAUAAAUUAUGUCUGUACAUGUAGACAACAGUGUU